AUGAACCAGAGCGAACCCGAGUUCAAGGAGAGAUCAGUGGUAUCCUCGUUCAUCUGCUCAUCUGGAGGGGCGACGCAGGUUGCUUUAUUUAGACGAAGUGAAAAGGUUAGGACAUAUCAGAAUCACCUAGCUCCCAUCUCAGGCAGUAUAGAGAGUCAUGAAACACCAGUAGCAGCGGCAUGGCGAGAGUUGAAAGAGGAGACUACUCUCACCCAGCAAGAUCUUGAACUUUGGCGACAGGGAAAACCAUACACCUUCCGCGAUCCUUCUCUGCGUCGACAAUGGACCAUUUUCCCGUUCCUAUUCCGACUCAAAUCCACCUGGGAAGGUGGUCGCGGGAUGGAGGGUGUUGAAAUCGACUGGGAGCAUGUAAGCUGGCAGUGGUAUAGCCCAGAGGCAAUUCAAGAUGAUGAGAAAUUCGGCGGAGUGCCACGUCUGAAGGAAAGCCUGCGACGAGUCUUGUUUGAGAGCGACAUGAACAAGAGCGCUAGCCUAGCACUCAGAACGGGUCUGGAAAAACUGAAGACAGAUCACCAGAGUGGAUCGCACGAACUGACUUCAAUUGCGCUGAGAGCCUUCCGGGAUGUUAUUGGGCAAAUGAGCGAGGAAAUCGAUACAAAGUGGUGGGAAACUGCUCGCAUGGCUGCAUGGCAUCUGUGGAAAAAUGGACGAGAAAGCAUGGGGGCAGCCACCUUGAAUGCAUUGCUAGGAGUGCUUGCCGACAUGGAAGAGAUCAUACAUCAGACUCUCAAGCACAAGGUCAAAUGGGACUCUUUGUUGACUUUAGUCGACCAGCAUGUGGACAAGCGCGAAGAAAUGCCCAUGCGCAUCCAAAACUCCUUUGCGAUGUAUCUUCAGCGCAACAUCCUGCCUACAGCCGAUUCAACCCCUCCGCCAUCUCUCGUUAUUCUCACCCUCUCGUCGAGCUCUACUAUCCGGGAUAGCAUUCUAAGGGCUUUUGGAUCCCUUCCAAUUCGUAAUCUGGAUCUCAGGAUACUAGAAUCUCGUCCGCUUUGUGAAGGAGCCAAUAUGGCAUCUUCCAUCCUCUCUGCCUUUCGGUCAAGAUUUCCCUUGACUUCCGAUCGAAGUCUGAAGCUAACUGUGUACACCGAUGCCUCGGCGGCUCUUGCUAGCAAGGAUGUGGAUUUCGUCUUGCUUGGAGCAGACCGGAUCUCGGAUUUAGGCUCCGUGAGCAAUAAAACUGGAUCUUUGCCAACUGUCUUGAGUGCCAGAUAUAUUUGUCCUGGCGCCAAGGUCCUGGUUCUCAGCGAACUGGAGAAGGUGGCUGAGCCUGGUGCGGAGAGCAGUCAUAGUCACGAAGAGAAUGAUCCGAAAGAGGUAAUAGGUUGCUGGCUGAACAGUGGUAUGAAAGGAGUUGAUACUCUUACUGGGGCAGCUGAGGUGGCUGGUCAAGAUAGCGUCAACUACGCGGUCGAAGUUAAGAAUAUCUACUUCGAAUGGGUUCCGGCUGAACUCAUAGAUGCGUAUAUCUGUGAAGAGGGGACUUUAGACACCAGUGCGAUUAAAGAAAAAUCCCAACAGGUAAAUCAAAAGGCCGACAGAUACUUUGGUCAACUCUAG
Molecule: messenger RNA, 1581 nt
Organism: Penicillium vulpinum
Lineage: Eukaryota; Fungi; Ascomycota; Eurotiomycetes; Eurotiales; Aspergillaceae
Product: translation initiation factor eIF-2B subunit family protein
Exons: 2
Coding region: 1-1581 (526 amino acids)
Molecular function (GO): hydrolase activity; S-methyl-5-thioribose-1-phosphate isomerase activity
Source: RefSeq, a predicted model, not a curated record